AUGAUAAAAAAUCAUCAUUGUCGUGGAUCACUAUCACCACAUCAUUCAACAUUUGUAUUUAGUUUAUACAUUAUCGCAAUUGUAUUACUUUCAAUUAUAUCUCAUUCCAAUCAUCAGGUCAAUGGAGAACUGAUUGAAUACUCGGUCAAGGGAUUACACGUUGAAGGAAAGUUUAUCAAAAAUGGAAAGGGAGAAGUCAUCCAGUUGCGUGGUGCCAAUCGUCCCGGCACGGAAUACUGUUGCGUGCAGUACGGAAAGAUAUUUGACGGACCGUCAGAUAUGGAUCAUCUCAAAGAAAUGGUUAAUUGGAACAUCAAUGCAGUCCGUGUGCCACUGAAUGAAGACUGCUGGCUCGGUUUACACGCCAAGGAGAGUGACCACUUUGGAGCAGCCUAUCGCAAGGCCAUCACACAGUACAUCAAUGAUAUUACAAGUCUCAAUAUUGCCGUCAUUAUCGAUUUGCAUUGGGCUGGUGAUGGAGGAGGUAGUAUCUUGGCAGAGAAACAAAUUCCAAUGCCCAACAGUGUCAACUCUCCCACUUUUUGGAAGUCGGUUGCCAACACAUUCAUCGAUAAUACCGCCGUCCUCUUUGAUCUCUACAACGAGCCAUAUCCAUACGGUAACGAUUGGGACAGUGAAAAUGCCUGGAAGUGUUGGAGAGAUGGAGUAGACUGUGGUGACACCAUCACCUAUAAACCAGCCGGCAUGCAACAACUCGUCAGUGCCGUCCGUUCAACCGGUUCAAAAAAUAUAGUCAUUCUUUCUGGUAUUCAAUAUGCCACAUCUUUAACAAAAUUCCUUCAAUAUAUUCCUGUUGAUCCAAUUAAUCAAAUGGGAGCAGCAAUACAUUCAUAUGAUUUUAAUUUUUGUAGAUCAAGAGGAUGUUGGGAUACUUAUCUUAGACCAGUGUUUGAGAAAUAUCCAAUUGUAGCAACCGAGACUGGACAACGUGAUUGCAAGACGGAUUUCAUUCGUGAUUUCCUUCACUAUUGUGAUCAAAAUGAUAUCCAUUAUUUGGCAUGGUCAUGGUUGGUAGCUCCAUGUGACAAUCCAUCGCUUAUUACCGACUAUGACGGCACACCAACUGUGUAUGGUCGUGGUCUAAAGUUGCAUCUCAACGCACUAGCCAACAACGAAGAGCCAUUCUACAGUGACACAUUUGAUAUGUUUAACGACAAGUUUACACAUUGGGUUGACAAUUGGUCCACCGACAAGGCAAUGCUCUCCAACAGCUCAGAUGUCGUUCACGAAGGUGAAUAUGCCAUCUUUUAUCAUCCAGAGACUGACCAAACACUCCAUCUUAGAUGCUGGGGUUGCGUACAAACCGAUAUUCACAAGCAGGUAGAAUUCUGGGUUAAUGGUGGAUUCCAAGGUGGUCAACAACUCGAUCUAUGUCUUUUACAACUCAACGAAGACGGUAGUAACACGGUGAUGCAAACCUUUUCACUUGACUCUUUGCUUGGCCAGUCUAUCCCCGCCGACAAGUGGGUCAAGGUGAUAGCCGAUCUCGGUGCACUUCCCAAAGGCACACAAUACGAUGGUAUCUGGUUGAAACCACCCAAUGCAACCUAUCAAUCACCUCUCUUUGUCGACAAGGUCACUAUCCGUGCCUAUAUCGACCCACCAAUGCCUGCUGAAUGGCAAGAUCAAUCUGAAGAAUCAUCUUCUUCAAAAUUAAUAAUAAUGACUCAAAAAUUAUUCUUCACAACUAUUAUUUUAUUAUCUUAUUUUUUAUUAUUUUAA
Messenger RNA from Cavenderia fasciculata, 1743 nucleotides. RefSeq names its product galactose-binding domain-containing protein. The coding region runs from base 1 to 1743 and encodes 580 amino acids. The record is from RefSeq and is a predicted model, not a curated record. Gene Ontology annotation, biological process: glucan catabolic process. Gene Ontology annotation, molecular function: hydrolase activity, hydrolyzing O-glycosyl compounds. Lineage: Eukaryota; Evosea; Eumycetozoa; Acytosteliales; Cavenderiaceae. The transcript has 2 exons.